Iphiclides podalirius (scarce swallowtail) is the source of this 267-nucleotide messenger RNA. NCBI's taxonomy places the organism in Eukaryota, Metazoa, Arthropoda, Insecta, Lepidoptera, Papilionidae. The record is from the annotation of a GenBank genome assembly.
AUGUGGGCAACGAUCAGUAUUUUCGUGAUGGUGAUUUUUUACGUAGCAGCAUUCGAGUUUUCUAUGUCUCCAGAAAUGCCCCAGUACAUAAAGAAAGCGUUGCAUCAGAAAAGCCGAUAUAAAAUACCUCCGAAGCAGAAGGUCUUGACUUUGAAAAAUCUGACAAUUUCAGAUGUUUUGGAUAGGAUCAAGGCAAUGACGCAAUCACUAAACCAGCAUGCCAGAAAAAACGGAUAUAAGGUUGAUUACAAAUUUAGAAUAUUAAGU